Arabidopsis arenosa is the source of this 411-nucleotide messenger RNA. The record is from the annotation of a GenBank genome assembly. Lineage: Eukaryota; Viridiplantae; Streptophyta; Magnoliopsida; Brassicales; Brassicaceae.
AUCAUCAUUACACUCAAGGCUUCGAAUUAACAUCUCUUCGUCUUCAUCGAUGGAACGAGUAAGAGAUUUGGCAUCGAAGAAGGCGGCAGUGAUAUUCACGAAGAGCUCGUGUUGCAUGUGUCAUAGCAUUAAGACCCUCUUCUACGAGCUCGGGGCAAGUCCUGCGAUCCAUGAGCUUGAUAAGGACCCACAAGGCCGUGACAUGGAACGGGCCCUCUUCCGGGUAUUCGGGUCCAACCCUGCUGUCCCAGCGGUUUUCGUAGGAGGGAGGUUCGUCGGCUCAGCUAAAGACGUCAUCUCCUUCCACGUGGAUGGCUCCCUCAAGCAGAUGUUAAAGGACUCUAAAGCCAUAUGGUUGUGAGUUGUGACUAGUCAUCAUGCUUCUUACUAUAAUUAAUUCGCCACUAAUUC